AGCAGUGGGUAGUGAAAGCAGCCAGCUUUAUGGCGGUGCACCGAAGUGAUCGGGACUGAGGGAAAGACUUUACCGCCGCAGCUUCCAUCCGUUUCCCCCAACUUCGAGCGGAGACUUUUAACUGGACAAGCGGAAAGUUUGCGCCGGAUUUACGGGAUUUAAGCCGCCGUGGAGAUUCUCGGUACUUCUUUGUGACACGCUCGGGGCGGCUCGGAGUAUCUGUACCCCCACCCCUCCUCCUCCUCCGCUGGCUGGCUGCUAGCCUCGGUUACCGCUGAUCAACAUGGUGGCCUGCUGGUGAGGAGAACCCCGGAGCUCCGUGAGGGGGAAUUUUCAGUAACUCCAUCCGCAGCCCGAACCGUUUGCGGCGGCAGACACCAAGGCUCCGGAGACGUUACCUUCCCGGUGGUGGUUUUAUCCGCGUGUUUGUUUGGUGUCUGUGGCUCAAACGGCGGUUUUGUGGCCGAUAAAAGAGCGUGUUCUGUGGACCGUGGGUAAUUGGAGUUAACCUGAAAAAAGUUCCCACCAGACCGCCUGAAAGUUUCCCGACACGUUUGAAACCACACCGGACAACUGUGAAGGAUUAAUUUAAGCAUUUUUAUUUUCUUUAAUGACGGAUGCUGAUGAUUUGGUGAGCAAGUGCAGCCUCCUGGACCAUUUCCAUCCUCUGAAAUCCUUCUCAUUUUUAAGGUUCUCUUUCUGGGGAUUAUUAUUCUGGAUUAUGGCAUAAUCCGAACCGCAGCAGGCCUGCUGAUUUGGAAGUGAAGAUCUGUUUUUUUGUUGUUGAUGAUGAUGGUGGUGGUGGUGAUGACAGAGAAAAGCGAUAGUGUCCCUUCCCUAUGAUUCUGCCUAGAGAAGAGUUCAUUACAUGGAGACUCGCCUGACAUGCCGAGGAAGGAGUUGCCACUACCACACGGUUGGGAGGAAGCCAAAGACUUUGAUGGGAAAAUUUACUACAUCAACCACAUUGAACAGUCCACCAGCUGGAUCGACCCUAGAGACAGGCAGACAAAGCCUCUGACGUUCGCUGACUGCAUCGGAGAUGAGCUGCCGGUGGGCUGGGAGGAAGCUUACGACCCCGUCGUCGGAGCGUACUAUGUCGACCACAACACCAAGCGGACCCAGCUGGAGGACCCACGGGCCCAGUGGCAGCGGGAGCAGGAGGCCAUGCUCCGAGACUACCUUGCUGUGGCCCGGGAUGCGCUCAGCGCGCAGAAGGAGAUCUACCAGGUGAAGGAGCAGCGGCUGCAGCUGGCGCAGCAGGAGUACCGGCAGCUCAACGACGCCUGGAGGGACAAGUCCUCGUCACAGACGAGCCUAAAUUCCAGGUCGUCCUCAUCCAGCAAAUACGACCCAGAUAUCCUCAAAGCGGAAAUUGCCACAGCCAAAAGUCGAGUGAACAAGCUGAAGCGGGACUUGGCCUCUAUGAAGCAGGAGCUGCAGUACAAAGAGCAAGGCUUCGAGACGCUCAUAGAGAUUAACCAGAAAGUAUCCAACAGCCCAUCCGGCUACAAGCUGCAGGACGCGCAGGCCAUCCUCAACGAGGUCCGCUCCAUUCGAGACGCCAUCAGCUCCGGAGAAAAGGAGAAGCAGGAGCUCAUGCAGAAACUGGCCGUGUUGAAGGAUGGCUUCCGGCUGGAUUCUGGCUCCCAACAGGAGCUGUGGGGCAGCAGUCCAUCGCUCGCCAUCUCCGAGACGUCCAUCCCUCGCCUCUACUCAGACGUCGGAUCCCAAACCGACCUCCCAGCUGAGUUUACGACCAGCAGCAACAAACUGGCAGAAAAAGUUCGUCUGAGCCUGAAGUACGAUGAGGCAAAGAGAAGGAUCGCCAGCAUCGAGGUGCAGAUCGCCAAACUGGACAGCGAGGCGUGGCCGGGCCUGCUGGACCCGGAGCGGGACCGCCUCAUCCUCAUCAACGAGAAGGAGGAGCUGCUGAAGGAGCUGCAGUAUAUCAGACCACGGAAGCGGCUGGAGCCCAACGAUGCAGAGAAGCUGGAGACGGAGAAGAAACGCCUGGAGAGAGACCUGCAGGCUGCCAGAGACAACCAGAGCAAGGCGCUGUCCGAGAGGCUGCGACUCCACUGCAAGAGGAGCGAGUUGGUGCGGGAGCUGGAGGAGACGGUUCGACUGGCCACGUCUCUGCAGACGCAGCUGAGGAGCCUGUCGGCCAGCACUCUGUCCUGUUCGUCUGGCAGCAGCCGCGGGUCGCUGGCAUCCAGCCGCGGUUCGCUUGCCACCACAUCCAGCCUUGGCUCCGCCUCCUCCCUCAGCUUCACCGACCUCUACCUGGAGCAGCCUGAGCUGGCCGACCCGGACCUGCGCAGCAAGCUGGACAGCCUCCUGCAGGACGGCGGCCCUGUCGGCUACCGGCCCUCCAGUUCCAUCACCACCAUCCACGAGCACGAGGUGGUGACGGGCUGCGGCCAGCGCUGCGCCGAGCGGUCCGAUGAUGCCGGGCCGGGCGGCGCCGAGUCUUCCCGGGUCCAGGCCCUCAGGCUGUCCGAAACGCCACGCUCCAUGAACUCGUUGUCUCCACGCUCAUCUCUGUCGUCGCUGUCGCCGCCAUGCUCGCCGCUGGUUUCGGACACCACUUUCCUGUCGGGGGAGACGGGGCCCGGCGGGGUUGGACUGGACCUGGAGCUGCGCAGCAGGCUGGCAGAGCUGGAGCUGGAUCCCGAGGAGCAGCGGAGAGAGCAGCUGGAGGACAAGCAGAACCUCAACAAUGUCCUUGGAGAUGAGGGCAAAGGUGCUCAGACUCGAGGGGCGGGGCCAAAGAAGAUGGGUGUGACCUCAGCUGUAUCCGAUGAGUCAGUGGCCGGUGAUAGUGGAGUUUACGAACCAUCAGAACGCAAGCCAGGCCUCCCUACAGAACUCCUCCUGAGCUCCUAUGAGGACCGGUCUGCUUCCGGCUGCUCCCAGGUCCAGCUCGGCUUCCGCUACGAAUCCAGAGACCAACGCUUCAUCGUCUCUAUCAUACAGCUGUCUAACUGCAGUGCCCUCUUUAUGCCGGCUGAUCAGAAAAUGUACGUCCGCGUGGCGGUGCUGCCACCCAUUCAGGCCACCUGCUGCCUCUUCCGAACACGAGGCCUGCUCCCUCAGGACGUGGUGGCCAUCAAUGAGGUGUUCGGCAUGCAGACGUCACACAAUGGAUUGCGGCAGAAGACCCUCAGGGUUGACAUCUGUAACACCAGCAAGUCGGGCCAUGAGCAAUGUCUGGCCGGAGCCCAGAUCAGCCUGGCUGAUGUCAGCUGUUCAGAGGAGCGAUGCACCAAGUGGUACAACCUGCUGAGUCGCCUCCACAUGUCUGAGAUUAACAACAAGGACAAGGAAACAAGAGCACAGGGCAGCUCUGGCAGGACACACGAAGGAGUCCAGCCUCCUGAGACUGAUGAGUGGCAAGGCGAUCCUCUUGAGGUAGACAUGUCUGAUGAAGAGGAAGAAGAAAAUGAUGAGGAGGGUGUGGAAACUCAGGAUGAAGAGGAAGAGUUUUACCCUGACAACAGUCAAUGGGUUGGAGAGAAAGAGGAGAAUGAAGAGGAGCAGAAGGUGGCCAAAUCCACUCCCACGGCACCCAUCACUGAGAAGGUCAACAAAGAGACAAGCAUUGACAAUUUGUCAGCAUGUCAUCAGUGGUCGGUGGUUCGACCCAAGGAGCGCCGUCCUGACUUCCACCAGCAGAACCCCUUUAUGAGGGGCAACACCAUCAUCCGCUCCAAGACUUUCUCCCCUGGACCUCAGAGCCAGUACAUUUGCAGGAUUAAUCGCAGCGACAGCGACAGCUCCACACUCUCCAAGAAGUCUCCGUUUGUCAGAAAUGCCUCAGAAAGACGCAGCAUGCGCAUGAAAAGGCCUGCAGUGCAGGUGAAAGGUCUGGACGGUCUCCUCCGCACUUCCCUGGACCUGGAGCUGGACCUGCAGGUGUCCCGGACACGGCAGACCCGGCUGACUCAGGAGCUGCGGGUUCUGCGGGAGCUGAAGAUGCAGCUGGAGAAGGCAAGGCAGCAGGGACAGAGGGAGCUGCCUGCCUGGGUCCAAGAGGACGAGCGCUUCCGUCUGCUCCUCAAACAGGCUGAGAAACAGGUUAGAAAACCCACCAGACAGGAGAACGAUCCCACUAAGGGAACAGCAGUUUCAACAUCUUCUCUGUUUCAGACUCGAGAGGAGCAGCUGCAGGAGAAACGGGUAGAGAAGAUGAUGAAGGCAGCAGCCAAGGACGUCCACAAGAUCAGAGGACAGAGUCGGAAAGAACUGUCUGAGGUCCAGACCUUUAGAGAGAAGAUUGCGUUUUUGACGCGAGCAAAGACCAGCAUCCCCGACCUGCCGGCCGACGACGUGUAGAGAAGCAUUUCAAAGUAUCUUUCUCCUCUGAACCUGUUGCUCCCUCGCUGCAGGGCGAACUCUUGCUGGUAUCGUGAAGAGUUAAAAACAUAUUGGACACAAAAAAAGACAACUCAAAACGGUGAAGAAACACAUUUUAAAGCAGCUCAGCACUUCUCAUGUGGAUAGUCGGUACAUGUAAGAUGGCUCUGGAGCGCCUCCAUCUUUAUUUUCUGUUUUGUUUCUGUUACUAACCAGCUGGUUUUAGUUGUUUGAAGUCAUUCCAGCAAAAAGAAUCUCAGACUUUUAUACUAAACUCACACAAAUAAUGUACAUAAGUAGCGCAAAAUUAAAUCAACAAUGGUACUAGAGUUCAGUUUACACUGAUGACGAAUCAAAACAAAUCUGAAAAAUAUUUAAUAUUCACACUUUAUUUUUAGAGCAUUUAGAAAAUUGUAUAUGCAAACACACAAGCACAGUGUUUCUUUUUUUGUUUUUAUUAUGUUUUUGCUGCAGACGUGAAGAAAACAUCUCUGUGUAUGAAUUUAAAGGCCUUGUGCUUGGUGCAUCUUGUUUAUGCUAAGUGAGAGUUUUAAUCCUUUCCCCCCAAAACUACAACUCCCAAGGUGCAUUUCAGCAAGAAACAUCCUGGCGCAAGAUCUAAAGUUUCUCUUAAGUAGCAUGAAGCUGACAACAUUUUAACUGUUGUUUGGUCUUUGUGAGCUCCUGAUAGUUUGUUCUAAGAGUUGUUGCUAAGAGGGAUCCGAUUUUAGGUGUCAGAAGAGGUUUUUUCACAUUGAAUUCCGUUAAGGCCUGAAUAUUGUUUUUGUUUUUCUAUGAUAACUGUUAUAAACAUGCAUUUUUUCAAAAAGAAACAGCUCCUAACACGUACGUGCUGCAUUCAUCUUUGGGCAAAAGAGAUGUGGUGAUUUUGUUGGCAAAAAUUACUUGGGACAUUAUUUUAGGAAUGUGACAAUAUUCAUUCAAACUUUUACAGUUAAAACAAAUCAAAAUUUGAACAUGGGUUCUGUAAAAUAUUUAGUGAAAGCAGCAGGUUUCUCUCAUUUGGAAAUCCCAGUGUUGUGGUUAUUGAAGUAGACUUGAUGAAGCCUCAAACACCUGCAAUUACCACAUUUGUCCACAGGUGUCACCAAAUUAUAUGACAGAGGUGCCCAAAGUCGGUCCUCAGGGGCCGGCAUCCUGCUUGUUUUAGUUCUCUCCCUGGUUUAACACACCUGGAUCAAAUGGUGGCUCGCCAGAAGAACACUGACAUGCUGAAAAGGUUGUUGGUACAACCAGGAAGAGAACUAAAACGUGCAGGAUGCCGGCCCUUGAGGACCGACUUUGGGCACCCCUGGAUUAAAACUCUCAUUUCUUCAGUAGAAUCUGCCAUUUUAACUUAAAACAAGCAGCAUUUAAGAUGAUUGUAGAACAUUACGAACCAACUCAGAGAGGAAAACUAGAGGUUAUUCGGGCUUUACAGACACACUCUUGGAAAAAUAAGCAUUUUGUCAAUUCAAUUAUCUAACCAGCUCAGCAAAAUGUAGAAACAACACUAACUCACUAACACUCAGGUAGUUUAUUGGAUAGUCUGCACUUUAUAAAACUUUAGGAGAAAAAAACACAAAAGGAACCUUGAUCUGAGGCUUUUUAGAAGCCUCUUCUUCAUGCUGGAUGAUUAUUGAUUGUUGAAACAUGCAGGAAGUGAAGAUCAAAAUGUAUUUUUGAUGACUGUGAAUUGUAUGUUUGUUCACAAGAGAAAAAAAUCUUCCAGUCAGCCCAUAGGGACAUAAAGGUUCUCUUUAGAGACUCCUUAUUUCUUUCUGACUGAUUGGUCCCGUUUUAUCAGUCUUAACUUUUGGCUCCAUCCUGCCAUGUUUCCCUAUUAUAACUGGAGUAUUUAUGUACAUAUCACUUUGAUGUGUUUUAUAACUGGAAGUAAAAAUGUUUUGCACCAAUAUAAUAAACAUAUCACCUUUUUAUUUUUUCUGGCCCUAACUGGACCAUUAAAUGCCUCUUUACUGCAGCUCUUUCAGCUUGUUUAGGUUUCACAGCCCAUGCCGUUAGGGUUUUUGAUCUCUUCAUUGGUUGCCUGUUUUACUGUUUACACAAAAAUUAAAGGCAUAAUUAAGGAUGUUUUUUUCUUUUGUUGUUGUGGGGUUCUUCAGAGUAGUUAUCGGUAAUGACCUGAUGGCUUUUUUUUCUGUAGAAGGCAAAAACUUAGCUGAAGUGUUUGAGGAAAGAUUCUCAUGCUUCAUCCAAUUGAAUGCAUGGCAGAAUGACUGAUUUAAUUAUAUUUAUAUAUUUGAAAGGGACAUGCACAUUAAUUAACAUUUGCAAAAGGCACAGAUGCAAAUAUGCCAGAUUUAGUAGAAUUUUCCAAAUUUUUGUCCAUUGUCCCUGAGCAGGUAACAUUUUACAAAUUCAGCUAAAACAUUAAUUCAUGUAUAAUAAAUGAAGAGUCAAAUGAUGCAGUAGCAUAAAGUAAAUGGUAUAAAAUGGUUGGUGCUGAGUGCAUUUUGCAAUUUGAUUGGAUGGAUGGAAAAUUGUGGAUGAUAGAUGAUAAAUUGGAUGGAUGGUAACUGGAUGGAUGAAUGUAGGGAUGGUAAAUUAGAUGGAUGGUUAAAUGUUAAAUUAAUUGGUGGAUGAAUGGAUAGUAAAUUGGAUGGAUGGAUGGCAACUUUCUUGCGAUAUUGAACAACAUUUCAGACAAAAAAAAAUUGGGCCAAAAUCAGAAUCAGCAAGUUAGGCUCUUUAAAAGAUCGGUAACCGGCGAUCGGCCAGAAAACGGCAAUAUGUGUACUCCUAUAAAUUUGGCAGAUGGAUGGAUGAUAAAUCGGUUGGAUGGAUGCUAAAUUGGAUGGAAAGAAUUUUCGGUUGGAUGGAUGAUAAAUCGGAUGGUUGAAUUGUAAAUUGAUUGAUUGGAUUGAUGGGUGGUGAAUUCAGUUAACGUCCUAUCCUGAAUAGACGUGAUGUUGAGAGAUUUUCUCUGUUUUCUAGAAACUCGUUUGACUUUAGUCGUUCUGCAGGUCCUGAGUCUAUAACUGCUCUACAGGUCCUUCCUUUAACCAACCACAGCUUCUCUCCAGCGGAUGAGCAGCCUAAAAAAUUGCCACUGAGGAGACAUGAACAGCCUAGAAUCUGCUGCUAGUGGACCCAAAUACUGUCUGCUGCCCCAUAGUGGUGAACAGACCCUGGUCUGUGUUUUAAAACUUCAUGCCUUGCUGCUACAGUCAUUCUGAUCCCUGCUUUUAGAUGAACGGCAUUGAAGAAUUGGAAAGAUUAGAUCCUGUAAAUGUUUUCAUUUCAUAUUAGAACUAAAAUAUUUACACUCUGUUGUGAUGAAAUCCAGAGGUGUUAAAUGUCUUUAUUCAGUAGAUAAACUCUAUUCCUCCUCACAGGAAAAUAAGACCUUAUCCUUGUCUUCCUCACUGAACACAAUGGCAUAAACUUUUACCUUUUCUUUUAUAUACUUUUUAACCACAAACAGGUUUGUUUUCUGAAUGUGGUCAGUCUUGUAUAGCACAUAAAUGAACUUAUGAACCAUAAACAGACUUAUAACAACCAGGAUGAAGGAAUGUCGGCUUUCCCAAGGAAUCACAGUAAAUCAUGUAGCUUUUGUAUAAUUGCAGCUUUUUUUGGUCACAUUUGAUUAUGAUUUUGUUUUCUAAUAGUCCGUAUUAUGACUGCUGAUGAACCAGGUGACGUGUUUGCUGACGACUAUGACAACCAUAUGGCGUGUAUUUAUUGCACUUUUGUGAUUUGGGUGUGCUUUUUUCCCUCCAGUUUUGUUCUUUUUAUCAAAAGUCCAGAAAAAGCUGUGAAUUUUAUUCUCAGACACUGUAACUGUUGAUAAGAGUUGUAAAUAUUUCACCAGCACAAAAAAUGAAGAUGGCAGACAAAACACAAACACUAUGUUUCGUAGUUUCACAACAAAAAUAAAAAAAAUGUUUUUCUCUUAUAA
Molecule: messenger RNA, 8281 nt
Organism: Xiphophorus couchianus (Monterrey platyfish)
Lineage: Eukaryota; Metazoa; Chordata; Actinopteri; Cyprinodontiformes; Poeciliidae
Gene: wwc1
Product: WW and C2 domain containing 1
Exons: 21
Coding region: 886-4338 (1150 amino acids)
Biological process (GO): cell migration; negative regulation of organ growth; regulation of DNA-templated transcription
Cellular component (GO): cytoplasm
Molecular function (GO): molecular adaptor activity; kinase binding
Source: RefSeq, a predicted model, not a curated record